Molecule: messenger RNA, 537 nt
Organism: Hibiscus syriacus
Lineage: Eukaryota; Viridiplantae; Streptophyta; Magnoliopsida; Malvales; Malvaceae
Product: lysophospholipid acyltransferase LPEAT1-like
Exons: 2
Coding region: 1-537 (178 amino acids)
Biological process (GO): phospholipid metabolic process
Cellular component (GO): endoplasmic reticulum
Molecular function (GO): lysophosphatidylethanolamine acyltransferase activity
Source: RefSeq, a predicted model, not a curated record
AUGGACAUAAGAGUUAGAAUCGAAAGGAAGAUUACAAGCCCCAAUGCCAAACUCAAUGGCAUUACUUCAAAACCGGCCAAUACCGGAGAAUCCGACCCCAACGACGACGAUGCCUCUUCCAAAGACGACCUCCCUCUCCUUGAAUCCGCCGCCGAAGGUAUCCAGGAGCUCGAGAAGAAAUUCGCAGCCUUCGUGCGCAAUGACGUGUACGGUUCAAUGGGAUGUGGAAAGCUGCCAUUGAAAGAGAAACUCCUGCUGGGCAUCGCCCUCGUCACGCUUCUCCCUAUACGUCUCGUUUUGGUAAUGACUAUUUUGGUCGUGUAUUACUUGAUUUGUAGAAUUUUUACGCUAUUCUCGACCCCGAAUCUGGAGGAUGAGCAGGAAGAUUUUGCACAUUUGGGUGGGUGUAGGCGAGCCGUGAUAGUCCAGUCGGGUCGGUUUCUUUCUAGGUUGCUGCUUUUUACGAUAGGAUUUUAUUGGAUUAAUGAAACUCAUAAGGAUUCAGCAAAUACCCAAGAAAGUUCAAAACCGAGGUAG